AUAUAUUCAGCCAAAUGAUUGCAUAUAAUUGUCACCCCUGUAGCUAUUAACAAAGUAGAAAAAUCAAUUAUGGAAGAGGAAGCUACCACGCUUCCACCUGUGAACUGUAAUGAUGAAGAAAUUGAAAUAGAUUACAGAAGAUGGUCGGACAACAUACUACACUGGCAAGAGCGACCUUAUGUAUAUCCAUUUUCGGACACUGAAAAGGGAAAAACAGUGCAGACGGCACCUGCAGCCAAUCGCUAUACCAGUAUGUACAGCUCCGAUUUUGUACCCAAGGCUAUUUCAGUUCGUAGGCUGAGACCGACCUCUAUUAAUCGAUUAAACAAGCCACAUCCCCGAAGUACAUACCAUAUGAAUUUAGUAACGAACAAGUCAGUUCCUGUAGUGAGGACACGGAUGACGAUGGAUGAUUUGAAUCGAAAAUCAGCGGAUUCGCCACUCAUCUCCAAUACACAUCGCACAUAUCGAGGCAAAAAAUUAACGAGUGCCGAAAAAACGAGAGUAUUCAAAGAUACUGGAAAAGCCGCCGAGGGUAUUGUCCCUGAGAUCCCGAAAGAGGGGGAAAGAAUUGAGACUCGAUUAUUUCCUUGCAUACCGAGAAAUGCUCGACUCACAGCAGAUCGCGCAACAAAAAUCACAAAUGCUGUAAUAAAGCCCCAGGCAAACAAAAAGCAGCCACACCUUAAAGGUUCAAUUUCUGCGAUAAUGAGAGGCGAAAAAUACACAGACGGUCCGGUUUAUCCCUAUUUACCAGUCAAAGACUUGAACAGGCAUGCACUGAAACCACUUACAGGUCGUUCGGACACAAUGAGAGUAUCCGAAUGGGACGGUGCACCCAGGUCAAAUGCAAAAACCACCCAGGCAGUAUAUGGACGGAAACGUGAAAGUGUCUUGCACAUUGAGGCUAGAAUUGACGCCGUUGUCCCAGAUGUCCCUGCCCCGACCUCUAAACAACUGAUGUUUAAAGAAUAUGCUCAAUAUCCCAAAUAUGCUCCACAAAUGUUGGAAGGAUAUUAUAAUAGUAUGCAUAUAAGACGUCUGGUGCGCCCGCAUGCUUGGUAAAAUAGGAAAUAAAUCGUAACGUUGUAAAUAUUAUGAUAUUUAUUUUAUUUUAAUAAAAUUAA
Messenger RNA from Styela clava, 1127 nucleotides. RefSeq lists its product as uncharacterized. The record is from RefSeq and is a predicted model, not a curated record. NCBI's taxonomy places the organism in Eukaryota, Metazoa, Chordata, Ascidiacea, Stolidobranchia, Styelidae.